Molecule: messenger RNA, 189 nt
Organism: Apodemus sylvaticus (European woodmouse)
Lineage: Eukaryota; Metazoa; Chordata; Mammalia; Rodentia; Muridae
Product: keratin-associated protein 20-2-like
Exons: 1
Coding region: 1-189 (62 amino acids)
Source: RefSeq, a predicted model, not a curated record
AUGUGUUACUACGGCAGCUACUAUGGAGGCCUGGGCUAUGGCUAUGGAGGCCUGGGCUAUGGCUAUGGUGGCCUAGGCUAUGGCUAUGGUGGCUAUGGCUAUGGCUGUGGCUGUGGCUAUGGUAGCUAUGGUUAUGGUUGUUGCCGCCCACUCUGCUGUAGAAGGUUCUGGUCCUGUGGCUUCUACUGA